UUCACUUCUACUUGUACCUUAACAAACAACACAUAUCAACACAAAACAAAACACCAAAACCAUGCAUAUUCAAACUUGUCACUCCACUAAAACACUUCCUUUAACAUGGAACAUUCCAAAAACCAUGAACCAACGAACACAUCGCCACCUCCUACCACCACCAAAAUCCACCGCCGCCGCCGCAUCACCGUCGUUAAAACUAUCCAAAACCCACUCAAUGCCACCGGAAAAACUCGAAAUUUUCAAGUCACUUGAAACCUGGGCUUCUGAGUCUGUACUACCACUCUUAAAGCCCGUGGAACAAUGCUGGCAGCCUCAGAGCUUUCUCCCUGAUCCUUCUUUACCGUUCAAUGAAUUCACCGAUAAGGUGAAAGCUCUUCGGGAUCGAACCAAAGAGCUUCCGGAUGAGUAUUUUGUUGUGCUGGUUGGUGAUAUGGUGACGGAAGACGCGCUUCCGACUUACCAGAGUAUGAUUAAUGGUCUUGAUGGAGUUGGUGAUGAGAGUGGCGCUAGUCCAAGCCCGUGGGCCGUGUGGACACGGGCUUGGACUGCUGAAGAAAAUAGGCAUGGAGAUUUGCUUAGGACUUACUUGUAUCUUUCUGGAAGGGUUGAUAUGGAGAAGAUUGAGAAAACUGUUCAGUAUCUUAUUGGAGCUGGCAUGGACCCAGGAACAGAAAACAACCCAUAUUUGGGAUUUGUAUACACAUCAUUCCAAGAGCGAGCCACAUUUGUAUCACAUGGAAACACAGCUCGCUUAGCGAAAGAAGGAGGCGAUCCAGUGCUUGCGCGCAUAUGUGGUACCAUCGCAGCGGACGAGAAGCGUCACGAGAAUGCAUACUCAAAAAUUGUGGAGAAGCUUCUUGAAGUUGACCCCUCAGGAGCAAUGGUAGCCAUUGGUGAUAUGAUGGAGAAAAAGAUCACAAUGCCUGCACACCUUAUGUAUGAUGGACAAGAUCCUAAGCUAUUUGAGCAUUUUGCAGCCGUAGCACAACGCACUGGCGUUUACACGGCUAACGAUUAUGCUGAUAUCUUGGAGUUUUUAGUCGAACGGUGGAGAUUGGAGAAGUUGGAGGGACUGUCGAGCGAAGGUAAAAAGGUACAAGAUUAUGUUUGUGGAUUAGCGCCGAGGAUUAGGAGGCUGCAAGAGCGUGCUGAUGCGCGGGCACGGAAGAUGAAGCCACAGGGUGUCAAGUUUAGUUGGGUUUUCAAUAAUGAAGUAAUUUUGUAAUGUUUUAGUUGAAACUUAAAGUGUCCAUGUUUGGUUUUACAGUUAUAUUUACCUGAUUACUGCUACUGUGAUAUCAAACAUGAAUUGAGUUUGAGGGUCGACACAAAGUUAAGAACUCAUCUUGACACAACAUUUGGAUAGUGGAAGUGGAGAAUAUGAUGCUAGAAGAAUGUUCUUUGCGUCUAAUAUAGGAGAAAAGGAAAUUGAUGGCUGCAUGGUUGUAAUUUUACAGUACUUGUUUGUGUGGAUGAGAGAUGGGACUUUUGGUUUGUUA
Molecule: messenger RNA, 1502 nt
Organism: Vicia villosa (hairy vetch)
Lineage: Eukaryota; Viridiplantae; Streptophyta; Magnoliopsida; Fabales; Fabaceae
Product: stearoyl-[acyl-carrier-protein] 9-desaturase 6, chloroplastic-like
Exons: 2
Coding region: 62-1228 (388 amino acids)
Biological process (GO): fatty acid metabolic process
Cellular component (GO): chloroplast stroma
Molecular function (GO): stearoyl-[ACP] desaturase activity
Source: RefSeq, a predicted model, not a curated record